AUGCUGUCCUGUACCGGCACCAUAGGCGCCCUGGCCCUCUCUCUAUUAAUCACGUCAACAUCAAGCACCGCUCUUCCGCGACACGACCACCCAUCCAAGAACCCAGUGUGGUCGGUCUCGAACUUCAGAUCCCUCAUCACGUUCGGUGACAGCUACACCGACGAAAGUCGACUGGGGUGGUUCAUCAACCACAACGGCACCGCACCCGUGGCAGGGACAUUACUCCCGGAGUCGUUCUCCACGGCGGGCGGCGGCAGGACCUGGCCACGUUAUGUCGUGCAGUACACGGGUGAGACGAGCAGUGGUGGAGAGUGGAACCCGGCGUUGACGCUAUACAACUACGCCGUCUCGGGAGCGGUGUGCUCGAACGAGAUCACGCCCAGGUAUUUCAAACUCGUCAACGCGAACUUCCCAUCGGUUCUGGAGUACGAAAUCCCCGCGUUCCUGGCCGACAUGCCCGCGACACAAGUCAACAGCACACCGGCGACGCCACUCUACCCGGCGGGUAGCCUCGCGCCGUCCGCGGCCGUCUACGCGCUGUGGAUCGGCACGAACGACCUGGGGAUCUGGGCAUUCCUGACGGACUCGCAGGUGCCGGGGAAGGUGCUCGCGGACUACACGUCGUGCGUGUACGCCGUGUUCGACGCCCUGUACGCCGCGGGCGGCCGCACCUUCGUGCUGAUGAACACGGUCCCGCUGCACCUGGCGCCGCUCUACGCCAACGACACCCUCCACGGCGUCGGCGACAACCAGUACUGGCCGGAGAAAUGGACGAAUCACACCCAGGUCGCCGAGAUCAUGCACGAGGCCACCUCGUCCGUCAACCAGAUCUUCAGGUUCCAGACCCCGUUUGAGGUUCUUGUCGCGCGCCGCUACCCCGGUGCGCAUUUUGCCAUUUUUGACACGUAUUCGCUCGUGUCGGAUAUCUACGAUGAUCCAGGUCGUUAUCUCAACGGGACGGGUGUUGAGGCCGGUGGUGAGAGCGUCUGGGGUUACGAGAAUCACUGCACGGUGGAUCAGUCCGAGUGUGUCAAGCAGCAGAAUGGAUCGAAUCCGGAUGCGUUUCUUUGGUAUGAUGAGUUGCAUCCGAGUGAGCAAGCGGACCGCAUCAUUGCGCAGAACUUCGUUGAGGUGUUGGAUGGGACAUCGAAAUAUGCCACGUACUACUGA
This is a messenger RNA of Exophiala bonariae, 1170 nucleotides long. RefSeq lists its product as uncharacterized. The coding region runs from base 1 to 1170 and encodes 389 amino acids. NCBI's taxonomy places the organism in Eukaryota, Fungi, Ascomycota, Eurotiomycetes, Chaetothyriales, Herpotrichiellaceae. The record is from RefSeq and is a predicted model, not a curated record. Gene Ontology annotation, molecular function: hydrolase activity, acting on ester bonds. The transcript has 3 exons.